Messenger RNA from Entamoeba invadens IP1, 684 nucleotides. RefSeq lists its product as hypothetical. The transcript has a single exon. The record is from RefSeq and is a predicted model, not a curated record. Bases 1 to 684 code for a protein of 227 amino acids. Lineage: Eukaryota; Evosea; Mastigamoebida; Endamoebidae.
AUGUCACUUGAGAAUAAAAGGAGUUUGAAUGAAACGUACUUCUUUGGAAAUAGCAACCUAUACAAAAGAGAUAUAGAUCAAGUCAAAUGUGAGGUGAAAACACUUGAAUUGGAAAACCUUUCAAAAAACGUCGUGUUUACCGGCGAGUUGGUUGGGAAGCGCCUGAACUUUGAAGUUGAAAUUCCUCAAGACUUAGCAGGGAAGUUCUGUGUGAGUCUGUCUGCUUUUGGGCAGACAGACACCAUACAACACUAUCCAAAGUUGUUUUACUUGGGAAAAGGGACGUCAGUUAGUUACUUUGAGUUAUCUGAGAAUGGCCAUUACUCUUUGAACUUAAUGCAAGAGACUGACGUUGUCAAGUCAAUCAUUUUUUCGUUCAACACGCAACGAAUCAAAUUGGAUAUCAACGAUCGCCUUGUCACUAUAACUUUGGACGACUUUCGAUCGAUUGGAGGCGAUACAAUUGUUGUAUACAAAGAACCUAAGUACGACCUCGUGUUGAAGAAAUCCAAAAUCAUUCGGCAGAAACGGCUGUUGGAAAACGUUCGAAUGACCUCGACAAACUUUAAGAACAUCGAUUUCAUUAUGGACCCCGGAAUGUAUUUGGUGUGCUACUAUCGAACUCUCAAUGUCACUACAGUAAGCCCCCCAAUCGCUUACUCUUUUUUUAAUUUUCCAAAAUAA